AUGGUGAAGCCAUGGCCGUUCAAAGGAUGGGCCAUGGAUUUGAUUGGGAAGGUGACACCCCCAGCUACAAAGGGGCAUUGCUUCAUAAUUAUGGCAACGGAUUAUUUCACCAAGUGGGCGGAGGCUGUGCCCAUACGAUCGAUCAGCCAGACCGAUGUCAUCCAGUUCCUAAAGACCCAAAUUAUCCAUAGGUUUGGGCUGCCCGAGACCAUCACCUGUGAUAAUGGUUCAGUAUUCACUGGAGACCAAGUCCUUGCGUUUGCUGCAAGCCAUGGGAUAACCAUAACCCAUUCCACUCCUUCCUAUGCCCAAGGGAAUGGCCAGGCUGAGGCAAGCAAUAAAAUACUAAAGAAUUGCCUAGCCAAAGUGGUGGAGGAAAAUCUAAGAAGAUGGGCAGAAUUGCUAUCUGAGGUUUUGUGGACGUUCAGGACGUCACAGCGGACAAGUACAGGGACGACGCCAUUCGCCCUGACAUAUGGAAACUAUGCAGUCUUGCCCAUGGAGAUAAGUGUUAGGUCUGCUAGAGUGGCAUACCAACAGGGGUUCACGUCAACCACAUAUAGUGAGGCCAUGUUGGCUGAACUUGAGGACUUGGAUGAGGAGCACCUUGUAGCCUUUGACCGAAUUUUGGUGCAAAAGGAGAAGGUGGCAGCCACCUACAAUAGGAAGGUGGUUGCCAAGAACUUCCAGGAGGGCGAGUUGGUGUUGAAGGCCAUCCUACCAGUUGGAAUUAAAGAUCCAGUCUAUGGUAAGUGGUCCCCCACUUGGGAAGGGUCAUUCAUAGUUCACCAGGUACUCAAAGGAGGGGCUUAUAGGCUAAAAGAGAUAGAAGGGGCUGUUCACUUAAAGCCCAUCAAUGGGAAAUUUCUCAAAAAGUUCCACCCCACUAUGUGGGGCUUGGGGUAA
Messenger RNA from Telopea speciosissima, 906 nucleotides. RefSeq lists its product as uncharacterized. Gene Ontology annotation, molecular function: nucleic acid binding. NCBI's taxonomy places the organism in Eukaryota, Viridiplantae, Streptophyta, Magnoliopsida, Proteales, Proteaceae. The record is from RefSeq and is a predicted model, not a curated record. Gene Ontology annotation, biological process: DNA integration. The coding region runs from base 1 to 906 and encodes 301 amino acids. The transcript has a single exon.